Molecule: messenger RNA, 6296 nt
Organism: Pyrus x bretschneideri (Chinese white pear)
Lineage: Eukaryota; Viridiplantae; Streptophyta; Magnoliopsida; Rosales; Rosaceae
Exons: 9
Coding region: 2415-4652 (745 amino acids)
Molecular function (GO): protein binding
Source: RefSeq, a predicted model, not a curated record
AAUAGUGUUGUGCCAAAUCUGGCGUAACAAUUGCAUGUUGAACAGAUUAGGAAGUUACUGGCACUCGUAGAAGUUGAGUUUGUUCAUCGCACAGUUGUCAAAAUAAUCGUUGCAUGUAACGCUUGCCUGACCACCUACCCCGAGCACAGACAAAAGUGCCCGGUGUAUAAAUUCAUCUGUAUAGAAGUUCUUGAUCACUUGAGUCUGAGAGUGGAUUGAAUGCAUGUUAUGUGAUGAGAAUUUUGCCAGAUUUGAAAGAGUUCUAGGGCUGUGAGUGUUCAUUUGGUAAUUUUACCUGCACUUUCCCAUUUGCUGUUAUCUCAAGUGCUGCAUUGGCUCUCUCAUGAGGUUUGUUCUCUUUUCUUUGCUCCAAUCUACCUUUCCUUCUAUACAGAUUCUGUACAUAGCUGCAUUUUUACCCGGUUGUUCGUAACAUCUUUGUUUCGAGCUUCUAAGGUUCGGUUGGCGGGGUUUUCCGGUCCCGUGUUAUUUUUCUUACUUUAAUUUCAGUAAUUUUUCAUUUUCCUGUAUCCUUUAACCAUUAUUGCUUCAAAUUUGGAAGAUACAAAAAUGUACUUGUGCUGCAAAAGGAGGAAUAGGGGAGGAAAAGGAAGACUUCCAUUUGGCCUGUGUAGCUUUCAUCCUUACUCUCCUCUCCUUUUGCAUGUGCAUGUUAACAAUGGAUCCUCAAUGUAGGAGUUUGAAAACGAGCUUACAAUUGAGGAAGUGCUUCUUCAUGAAGCACUUCUAAGAAAAAGCGUUUUUGCUAGAUGCUCGUCCAAAUUUGAAUUAAAGUCUUAAAUGUUAUUUUAAAAGUGCUUUUAUUAUUCGGAAACACUUGACUUUUUCUAUCAAAAGUUGUCUGGGUUUUUUUUUUUAAUUUUUUUGUGUAAUUUCAAGGCGUUUUUAGCUUUUCUGAAAACACUUCCAAGCGGAUACCUCUAGAAAUCAAGAGUUGCGGUUGUUUCAAUAAAUUAUCAUGGUAAAAAUUUCAAGUUCUACUAUUCAUCACAAGGAAAUUUGCUUCAAGCCGUUAUUGUUUUGGCAAAAAAAAUAAAGACAGAAAUAGUUUCACCUUGCAAACCUUCUCUCUUUGUUUAGGGAGCAAUUUUCCAAAACUUACUAUUAUGUCUAAACGUUUUUGUUGGAAGUACGUUGAAAUUUAAUUAAAAUCUAGAAAGUACUUUUGCAAUCUAAAUGUAUGUCAAACACUGACGAAAUGCUUUUUGUCAAUAAAACAUCGCAGUAAAAAUUUCUAGUUCUACUUUUCAUCAAGUUUGUUUCAAGACGUUGUUUGAAAAAAGCAAAAUAUUUUCACCUUGCCAACCUUCUCUUUGUGGUAAAACUAGCAACGAAAGUGACAUCAUCGGUGAUGAGCUGUAAAAUAUUUUGGUAAAAUAUCUUGGUGCUGAUGCUGAUGUGGGAGAGUCCGUUACAAAUGAAUUGGUAUUUUGCACUUAGGUACGGUUUUAUAGUUAAAAUGGUUUUUGAAAUUGAUAUAAUUCUUUAUUUUGGUCCCUAAAAUUCAAUAAAAGUGAUUCCUGAGUUUGUACAUCAUAAAUUAUUUUGGUCAUUCCUAAAAAAUUUAUCAAUAUCUUUGUCAAAUUAUCACAUGAACGAUCAUGUGACCACCUUUUUAUGGAUAUUUUUGUCAAAUCAACUCCUCUACUUAACGAGGAUAUUAGAAUAUGUUUCACAAAAGAAACAAAAUGAUUUACGAUGGACAAAUUUAGAGAUCGCUUCUAUUGAUUUUUAAUGUUAUUAAUCAAAAUGAGAAGUUAUGUCGAUCUCAGAGAACUAAAAAGUCCCAAAAUAUUCAUUUGUUGUUUUCCUCCCUCCAUUCCACACAACAAGGUCACAACAACGGUAAAAAAGAAGGAAAAUUAAUGAAAAGGGCUUGAAAACUUUUAGUUUUAACGAUAAGGACAAAAUAAAGGGUAAAGUGAAUAGUAACAUGAUUGACUUUUUAGUGUAAAAAUGUGGUUUUUCGUUAAAGUGAAUAGUACCGCGGGCUUUUCGUUAAAACUUCCUAAAAAAAAUUCCUUUUCUAUUGCGUCCUAAUUUACUUUUGCUUCAAACUUUACUUCAGGUAAGUUUUCAUGUUCUUUCUUUGUUCCUUUUUUAUAGAUUAAUUUUAAAGAGAGUAACAUAGAAAGUAAAAUUUCUUAUAAAAGCUGAUAUGGGAAUAGUAACAGAAAAUUAGAAGCGAAUUACACACACAAACUAAUUACAAACCUUUAAUCAAAAAUGAAACUAGAGAACACUGAAUCGUGGAUUAUGUCCGACAUUAUUAUAAGUUUAGUGAGCCUCUGGUUCUAUUUUUGAUUAAAAGUUUGUAACAGACCCUUUUUUGUGCGCAUUUUCUAUAUUACAAACGUGGGUUGAAAUUAAAAUGUAUAUGGUGCAAUCCAGAGAUGGAAAUAUGGGAGGGAAGUGAACUAGUUGAAGGGAGAAGGAAGAGUGCCCGAAUAUUGGCAUUGAAGGAGGUUAAGAAGAACAAGGAAAUCUCCAAAUCCAAAGACAAUGUCCGUAGAGAGAAUGGUCAGACACCCGUUGCAGCAAAAACAGCAGCUUCUGGUGCCAAGAGGGGCCGAAAGCGCAAAAAACUUGACGAUGUAGUUCUAUCCUCUCAACAGCUGCAGGGUCCUUACCAUAAGUUGCAGCUCGGUAAUCCUUCCCUUCUCAUUUGCCGUUGCAUGCGGGAUUUUGAAGAUCGAAUACAUGAUGUCGAUGCAAUCAAGAUCAAACAACUGUUAUCUACGCCAUUGUCGGUGAAACAAGUCUGCGAGUACAUCCUUAAUACAUUACAGAGGAGGGACACACAUGAUGCAUUUGCUCAGCCUGUUGACCCUAACAAGGUAAUAACCUAUUACGCAAUCAUAAAAAAUCCAAUGGAUUUUGGCACCGUGAGAGAUAAACUUCAUGCAGAAAUGUAUGCAACCCUGCAACAAUUCAAGCGUGAUGUGCUGCUGAUACCCAAAAAUGCAAUUCACUUUAACGCAGAAGCCACCAUAUAUUACCAAGAGGCUCAAGGUAUAAAAGAUCUAGCCGACGAACUUUUCAGAACUCUGAGAUGUGAUCGAAUACGUUUUCUGUUAAAAUAUUACUUCCAUGAAAUACUCUGCCCUCAUGGGCAUGGUGGAGAUAUACACUCAAAGUUUCUUGAACCAACUGGGAAGCCAAAGUUUCUUGAACCAACUGGCAAACCAUGGCGCUUGUGUGGCUCAUCCCUCAGAAGUGAAAAACAAGCAGAUCCAAAUCCUGGAUUGAGAGAUGGUAGGGACUCAAAUUUAGCCAGAGCGCAGAGGCGUUACACUUAUUGUACGCCUUCCAAAGAGAAUGAAUCUUUAAUCUCAGCUGUCUACAAUGCACCCAAUAAAUCACUUGUUCAUAUUGAUGCUGGAUUAGGAUACAAAGAAAGUCUCAUGCGGUUUAUUAAAAAUUUGGGGCCAACAGCUCAAAUGGUUGCUAAGAAGAAAUUAGAAAGUCUAGUUGCAGCUCAGAAUUGUCAGCCUCAGGCAACCCCUCCAUUUCAGAACCAAAAUUAUCCUGCUUUCGCCCUAUCUGCAUCACCGGCACUUGGCCAUCCUAUUGGUGUUAAUAGUUCUCAAAUGACUCAAAUGCAACAUAAUUCCCUGUAUAACUUGCCAAAGGAAGUGAAUGUCCCUUAUUUUCUUGGUGAUGCUUCUGCACAAGGAUAUGCCCCGGUUAGAGCCAGCCUAUGCAUCAAUGAGGGUGCUUACAAGGGAAACAUGAAUGCACCCGACACAUCCAGAAUAGACAUGAAGGGUAAUCUCAUUGACCCGAAAGGGAAGGCACAUGAGGAAGGACAUACUUACAAAAAAGCUUUCCCGGAACGGAUAGGUAUUGAUAUAAACAAAAUCAUGGACUCCCCUAGCCUUACCAAUGGUAUAAGACUUCACAAGAGCAAAAUGGAAGGCAGGCCUCAUCAAAAUCAGAACAGCAACGUUCAGUUGGAGUCGCACAUUCGCGUUGUUAGAGAUUUGGGUGGUCCUGAGGGAAACAGCACAAAGUUUAGGACUGUGGAUAUGCUAGCAGAACGUAACAAUGUAGGAAACCUGCAGCAGCUUCCGCAAGCUCGGAUGUCUAGGACUGCAUUGAAUCAGUCGAGGCUGCAAGAGAUCAUGUCAAAUACCAACACCUACCUCAGGACAUCAUCUUACUUGCCUUCACCCACUCCAGAGCUGUCGAGUUUGAUCCAGACAACAACUUCCUUCAAUGGUUUCGACACGCAACUGAGUAGCAACUAUGCAGCUAACUCUUUUCAUGCAGGUCAGCUUCCUCAAAAGAAUAACUAUAUAGCUAACCCUACACAGGCAGGUCAGCUCAUGCCUCAAUGUAACAGUCCCAAUGCGGCGCAAGGUGUGCAAGAAAUGAGUAGCUUUCCCAGCAUGAAACUGAAGCUUGGUGAGGAUCAUAGUGCAUUGGCAAAGAGUGACAUGUUUAUGAGGAGAGAACAAUGUGUGGAGUCACUGGCGGUUCAGGGAAUAGUGAAGCCUCCUCCCUUGUACAAUGCAUUUGGUAGCCAUGAAAGAGCUUCAACUCAAUGGUACCAAAAGGAGCCUACUCCUGAACCUCUUCUGCCCUGGCUGGUGGACUCUCAGCAGCCUAACUUGUCUCUUCAGCUGUGAGUUGAGCUAUUUGAGGGACUCCUUUGAACUAUCAUCCUAUGAAUGUGGAUCAAAACUUGUUUUGUAUUUCUCCUUUGAAUGUCCUUUGCCUUGUCGUAAGUUAGAGAUAAUUUUAUGUUUUAUGUUCUAGUGCAUGAUGUCUUUCUUAGCGUUGUUCAUCUAUGUCGUCUUUGAACUGCUUUCGCAGCACCCCAGACUUAUGUUUUAUAUUCUAGUAAUGUCUUCAUUUGUGUUCAUCUAUGUCCAUCCCUUAGGGCUUCAAUUUUUUAUUUAUUUAACUGCAAUACUCUAUUUAAUUUAAUUUAAACUACGAGAAGGGGAAUUCAAAUUUGCAAGCAUAGAUGAGUACACUACUCUAGCCAACUUGACUAAACAAAAUUUGCUAAGACUUCAAUUUAAGUCCUCUUUUAACCGGCUGUGCUUCAAAUUGAAUUUUUUCUUCACCCGCAGCUAUAGUUCAAGAGUCUAAAAAGUGAACGUUAAAAUGAUGAAUUCUCGCAAUGUGGCAUCAAAAGACGCAUAAGUUCUCAAAGAGGGCAAGUGAAAAGACAAAAAGCACUUAUUCCUAGUGAAAGCCACUUCGCCUGUACAUGGGCUGGCUCCUUCCUUCAACCUGAUAGUUUAAGCUUUAUAGUAUUUAUAUUUUAACUAGGCUCGUGUUUACCAUUCUAAGCAGAUACUUAACCCUCCAAUAACAAAUAACAAGUAAAAGUUAAUCAUUAAACAACACUAGCAUGUUUUGCUAUGCCUGUGAAACUUCACUUCGAUUAGGAAGCUCGUUGCUGGGUUUAUUGCUUAUUGUUGGCAUUAUUUUGGACGGAGAUUAAUGACAGCUCCCUUGAGGGGGUGGGAGGUUGCAGAUCUGUGAAUUUUUAUUGAGCGAAUGGGUGGGUAGUUUAGAUUAGGAAGCUUUGGGCAUGGAGGUGCUGCUGUGAUGGACUGAUGGAGGGGAUCGAGGAAGAGCUUGUCAUUUUUUUAAUUAUAUUUUUAGCUUUCAAAAUAUUAUAAUAGUUUUUAAUAUUAUUUUGUACACCUGGCAAAUAAGUGGGCCCAAUCAUACCACAUUAGUGAACCUAACAGAUUUUUUAAGAGAACUAACAAAAAUGAUAAAACGAAACAAAAAUUGAGUUUCAACAAGUACAGUGAUCAAAAUUAAGUUUCAGAAGUUAAAAAUUGAAGUGAAGUGCCAAAAGAGCAUAACAAAAAAUAAGCCUACAAUUAAUGCUUUAACUUAUCAACAAAAAAUAAGCCUAAAAUUCAUGCUUUAACUUACCGACACGUCAACAUAUGAUACGAUGUUGGCAGGCUGCCACCUCUUACUUUUUAGUCUUUAGUUAUCAGGGAGGGGGGACCAUUACUGUACGUAUCGUUUUCACUGACUAGGGUUUACAAGAGAAGGCCACCUUUAGCUUACUUCACAUGUCAAUGAACUAUUAUGUAAAGGCUGAAAGCAAAAGAGUUGAGACCACUUACUAUUUUAUGACCCCUAGGGUUGGAGGAGAUGUUUUUGGUUCUGGAUCUAUCCUUUGCGGAGAGCCUUGAUAAGUAGGUGUGAUAACUUUUCCCUCCCAUGUGUGAUAUCUGGAAAGCUCAUAAUGCAUGCAGGUUUAUAAUUGCAUUAUUCACUUGGAUAUAUCAUUGACU